This is a messenger RNA of Anarrhichthys ocellatus (wolf-eel), 1236 nucleotides long. RefSeq names its product synapse differentiation-inducing gene protein 1-like. Gene Ontology annotation, biological process: synaptic vesicle clustering; positive regulation of synapse assembly. The transcript has 5 exons. The record is from RefSeq and is a predicted model, not a curated record. NCBI's taxonomy places the organism in Eukaryota, Metazoa, Chordata, Actinopteri, Perciformes, Anarhichadidae. The coding region runs from base 1 to 1236 and encodes 411 amino acids. Gene Ontology annotation, cellular component: intracellular membrane-bounded organelle; excitatory synapse; postsynaptic density membrane.
AUGCAGGGAAGACUGACUAAGUGGAAAUGUCUGAAGCCACAGAUGUUGUACAGAGGCAGGACUCUGGUCUUCAAUAAUCUGGUGGCUUCAACUCUGUGGCACAAGCUGGUCUGCAUGGACCCCCCUAAAGGCCUCACACAGAGACUACAGGCCAUCCUCACAGACUUCUUCUGGGACAGGCUGCACUUGGUCCCUCAGAGCGAACCGCUGGUGUACGGAGCCAGGAUGGACAUACAGGACGGCACGACUCCAGGUCUGAACAGCAUGCUAUGCCCCUCUGGGACCACCACCCUGAGGACACUGGUGGAGGUAGAUGUUCCUGGACUGCAGGAGAACCAUCCUCCGGUCAGACGGACACCUUCCUGCCCGCCUGUCUCUCCUCUCUCUCGGAGCUCCGGACCAUCCAGACCCACCGGGACUCUUUCGGCUCCUGUAGCCGGCACAGAGAUCACUGAGGGCGGCUGUAGGACGGAGGAGGGAUCGGACGGAUGGACGCAGGGUCUCGUGUCUCACCUUGGGAGAGGAGGUGGAGGAGGAGACAGCCGCAGACCAAACGGCCUCAUCGAUACCCACCGGCUGGGGGCGGAGCCUCGGGAGGAGCUGCUGCUGGUGUAUUCUGCUCCUGUUUAUCAAGGUCACCUGGUGGUGAACCCUCCUCCUCAGGAGAGGAGCAGUGGAGGAGGAGGAGGUGGGGGUCCUCCUCAGCUCCUGAACCCUGGCGCUCUCCUCCCCCAGCAGGAGGUGUCGGACCCCCACUUCACGCCGACCCCUGGUCUCCUCCUGUGGGGGGAGGCCGGGGGAGGAGAGUGCUGCGAGACCUCCUUCAUCGAGGGGCUGGGUCCGGACGCCUCCUCCUCCUUCACAAAGGAGGCGCUGCUGUUUGCUGACGCAAAGAUCCACACGGUGUCGUACGACGUCGACGAGUUCCAGGAGCUCGAGAGUGAAUACUCCAGCCAAUCAGAGAGCGAAGACGCCUUCUUGUUGAUGCCUCCCAGAGAUCACCUGGGCCUCAGCGUCUUCGCCAUGCUGUGCUGCUUCUGGCCGCUUGGCAUCGCCGCCUUCUACCUGUCGCACCAGACCAACAAGGCAGUGUCGAGAGGAGACUUCCACCUGGCGAGCUCCAGUUCAAGGCGGGUUCUCUUCCUGGCGGUGCUGUCGAUCACCAUCGGGACGGGUAUCUAUGUGGGCGUGGCCGUGGCGCUCAUCGCCUACCUCUCCAAGAACCACCACUGGUAA